UCUCAGCCGUCGAUUACGUGUUCGGUGGGUAGCCGCUGGUUGAAGAAAACGAUGGGGGGUUGGAUUGACAAGGACAGAAAGCAUUAGAUCCACCGCCACUUAAUUGUCUCCUUCACAAAGCGAAUCGGUCCAGGCUGGUUGCCGACUCUGUGGAAAUUGCAUUCAGACCCAGCGGAAACUUCUGACAUGCCAAGCUCUUCUAAAUCCCGAGUGAUACUAUCGAUUGGCAAUCAUCAUGACCAACCCGAUCAUUUCAGGAAGGAUCGCUUCAUGGAUGAUGCUAAUGGUUCAUGCAAAGGGAAGAAUUUAGAAUGUGUAUCAGGUUGUAGCGAAAGGAAUUUGAGGAGAAAAUUGGAUGAUGAGGAUGAUGGGAGCACUUGUUCACAAGAUGCUUGUUACGCAGGUAGCCAAAGUAAGGCACAAAUUACAACCAGCAAGUGUGUAGAAGUUGAGGUUUCAACAGGCUCAAGUUCAAGUUCAAGUUCAGUAGAUAUUGCAAAUGAAUCUUCCAACCAUAUUUCUUUAGGUGCUCAUGAGGAUGCCCCUCUGUCUACCCAAGGAAGACUAGAGAGCAGGGAUGAUCUUCAUGAUGUUCAGAAUAUAAGUACUAUCUCAGGGAGUAAUGUCAGGGAAGGUGGCUGUGUAGAGAGAGCAAGCAACAGCCUAUCAUCGGAUAGGACAAAUAAGGGAAGUUACACGAGUACAAAACUAACACAAGCAUCUAAGAUGCAAUGGCCAAAGUGGACAGUGUCUCACAUGUUGAGUUUGUCGAGCAUGGAGAAAGUGAUGAAUUAUUACCGUGUUUUGAAUUUGGCCGAUAACUUGAAAGAUGAGGAUCUACGUUGUUUCUUGGAGGAACAGCUUUCCAAGGAGAAAGCUGGGUUGUCAGAGACAACCAUUAUGAACCGUUUAAGAACAAGACUCCAUGUAUCGGAAACAGUGGGCGAACCUGAUAGUUGCAGCAUUUGCAUGAUUGAAUAUAAGGACCAAGACAAGAUUGCGAGUUUAUAUUACUGCUCUCAUGAAUAUCAUUCCGACUGCAUAAAGGAGUGGCUUCUGAAGAACAACCUUUGUCCGAUGUGUAGGGCACUAGCUAUAAUCCCAGAAGACUACCCCUGUUGGGAUGGUGAUGUGCGGUUACACCAAGCAUUCUUUGUACAUUUGAAGCUUUCUGCUUGAAAAAGGCUUCUGGGUUUAGGAGCUUUACAAAUAAAGGGGUUGCUGGCUCUGAUUCGAUAUGGUCUUUAUAGAAACAUGAAGAUAAUGGUAAUAUCCGAGUACGCUACUUAAGAAAGACCUUGAGCCUUUGAGAAUCCUAAUCAGCCUGUACGCGUCGGGCUUUGGAGUGUUUCUUCGAGUCAAACUCAUCCAACUUUGUUGAAGUAAUUACAGAAAAUAGAACGUAAUAUAUCUUGUUUAAAUGAAAUAGUUAUCGGUAUGUGUGGCAAGUUGUGUUUUGUGCGUUGUUUGUGAGCUCUGUUUCGGGGUUGUGUUAUUUUUAUUUCUUUUCGUUUGGAUUUUGAGUUGAUUUGUAAUAAAGAACCAUCAUUCUCUGAAGAGAAUUCAGAAUCAUCAUGCAGCUUGGCACUCUAGCAUUUGAUGAUCCCAAAA
Prunus mume (Japanese apricot) is the source of this 1611-nucleotide messenger RNA. RefSeq lists its product as uncharacterized. The record is from RefSeq and is a predicted model, not a curated record. Gene Ontology annotation, molecular function: ubiquitin protein ligase activity. Gene Ontology annotation, cellular component: nucleus. NCBI's taxonomy places the organism in Eukaryota, Viridiplantae, Streptophyta, Magnoliopsida, Rosales, Rosaceae.